Parasteatoda tepidariorum (common house spider) is the source of this 1814-nucleotide messenger RNA. RefSeq lists its product as uncharacterized. The record is from RefSeq and is a predicted model, not a curated record. NCBI's taxonomy places the organism in Eukaryota, Metazoa, Arthropoda, Arachnida, Araneae, Theridiidae. Gene Ontology annotation, cellular component: membrane.
GUUGCAUUACAAAAUAUAACUUAUAAUGACUAACUGUUUAUGUUUCUUUCUGUUUCAGGUUCUGGGUCUGAUAUGUCUCUCUCUGAUAGCUCAUUACUGUCAAUUUUUUCAUCCUCUCACAGGAAAAUCACUGGGAGUUCUAUGUAGUAAAAGUGAUGCGUUUUUCCUUCUUGUUACAUACGGGUUCUUUUUCACCUCCCUCGUCAUCCUCAUCUGCAGCACUGUAUCUUAUUUCACGGCAUCAUUUUUACCAAAAACUACCUUUGAAUUUGCUUAUCAUCUUCUAGCCUGUUUCAUGUAUUUGUCUUCUAGUCUUACACUUCUUAUCGGGAUAGUUAUCGAGAAAGGAGAUUUUAAGGAUCCUGCUUACGAAGCUAAAAUUGCAGCUUCGGUCUUAGGUCUAAUCAACAGUGUACUCUAUGGUAUCAGCACCUAUUUUUCUUUCAUAGCCCAGAUACAGAUGGGAUAAAAAGAACUAUCUGUAAACUGAAGCAUGGAUUACAUUUUACUAUUCAAACUAAGUUCAUAAAUUGAACUUUUGUAUAUUAUAAGCUUGCACACAGUGAAGAUAUCACCAAGUCUUAAAAUAAUCUGGAAAACUUAAAUGGUCUGAAUGCUAUGUUGGUAAAACAAUAAUUUGAAAUUUCAAAAACUCUUAAUUUUUCAAAUGUAAGGAUAUGUUAUGUCAUAUUUUAUGUAAAGGAUAUUAAUUUCAUUUUUAAAUGAUGCCAAGUUGAACUUCGUCUAAAAAGUUAGGCAAACACUCAAAAUUUCCAUUUUGAUGAAGAUAUUUGCUAAAAACAUAUUAGUCCAUUCUGAAGGCUAAUCAAGUAUUAACUAUUAUUAAUACAAACAAUAAAAAUAUUAUAAUUAUAGUUAUGCAAUUCAACUCAGAUAAUAAAAACAGUUGCAUAAUUUUAAAACAGCUUUUCUUAACACUUUGUAAGAAUCAGAAGAAAGGUUUUUAAAUUAAGGGAAACAUUAAUAAACUGCAGCAGUUCGCAAAUAUUUUUUGGAAUGUAGUUGUAAAAAUUUGAACUUAAUUUCAUUAAACUAGUCUCUUACUAAAAAUGUGUUCAUAAUAGUUUAUUUGUAAUUUCAAUAAGUCUCUCUCUUUCUCAAAGCCUUUAACUAAAUAAUGUUAGACGUUCUUAUAAUACUGUGAAACCUCUAGGAAAGAACACCUCUAUGUAGCGACCUCCUCUAUUUACGACCACUUUUGGGAGGAAUGGAAUUUUUUCCGUAGACUUUGUUGUGAAGAAAACCUUCUACCAAACCUGCUACCAAAACCUCUGCAACAACAAACCUUUUUCUCUACCAUGUCGAUUUUCGCCACGUAUUAUGCAAAAGAGUGCUUUUUACAUUGUUCUAUUCAACGUUUUCCCAAUUCAUUCAACCACAAUCUAGUUCGGCGUACCAUCAGUCCAUAACGUAUGAAAGCGCCAAUUACUUUGCAUGUUUGAUGAAAUACUUGCGAGUUCGCAUGCGCGUCUACUGAGCUGGGUGCGGUGAGAUUAUUGCACUCUCAUGUGCUACUUUGCUGUAUUUUGCCAGAUAUUCUUAAUUUCAGGCUUCAUCUUCCAGCCUCUGAUAUCAAACCAAAAAAUCUCUUGAUCAUUUUAUAAUGGCUAAUAUAAGCAAGAAAAGAGUUCUUUGUCAGUAACUAGCUAUUUUAUCAAGAUCAUGUAAAAGAAAAUAAUUUUGCAUUUUGUUAAUGUAUAUAGUACUUAAAAGGCGCUUAUUUUUUGUUGAAAGCUUUGGCUACGCACUGGUAGUAAGAAUUUCGAGAUAGUUAGUAUAAGUCAGAGCUCCGC